Molecule: messenger RNA, 1263 nt
Organism: Cadophora gregata
Lineage: Eukaryota; Fungi; Ascomycota; Leotiomycetes; Helotiales; Ploettnerulaceae
Exons: 1
Coding region: 1-1263 (420 amino acids)
Biological process (GO): phenylacetate catabolic process; fatty acid beta-oxidation
Cellular component (GO): peroxisome
Molecular function (GO): acetyl-CoA C-acyltransferase activity
Source: RefSeq, a predicted model, not a curated record
AUGGCAAAUCCAGUCCGGAGAGGCCUUUCCAAUAUCCUCAAGAAAGAGGCAAAUGAUAUUGUCAUCCUCUCUUCCCUCCGCACACCUAUCACCCGCUCUUACAAAGGCCACCUCAAGGACGCAUACCCCGAAGAACUCCUCGCCACUGUCCUCCGCGCAACACUCGCCGCAAACCCUAAUCUCGACCCAUCACUCAUCCAAGAUGUCGGCGUAGGCGUCGUCCUAUCCGAGUUGGGCGGCUCGAAAGCAGGGCGCAUGGCUAUGAACCAUAUCGGCAUACCGACAAGCACAUCCUUCUACACGGUCAAUCGAGCCUGCAGCUCUGGUCUGAGCGCCAUCACGAAUGUCUCGCAUCAGAUCGCUACGGGUAUGAUUGACGUGGGGAUCGGUGCGGGGAUGGAGAGUAUGACGAGGAAUUACGGGUCGAAGGCUAUUCCUACGGUGCUGUGGCCGGAGUUGAAGGAGAGCACGGUGAAGGAUGCGAGGGAUUGUAUAAUGCCAAUGGGGUUGACGAGCGAGAAUGUCGCCGAGAGAUAUGGUGUCAAUCGUGCGGAUCAGGAUGCCUUUGCUGUGGCGUCUCACCAGAGGGCUUUGAAGGCACAGCAGGAGGGCUUGUUUGAUAAGGAGAUUGUGCCGGUGCAUACACAAUAUCAGGAGGUAGAUAAGAAGGGCGAGAAGGUAGGAGAUGUGCAACAAGUUACUGUUACCAAGGAUGACGGGAUAAGAGCGAAUGCCAGUGUAGAAGGCAUGCAGAAGUUGAAGCCGGCUUUCAAGGAGAAUGGAACGUCGACGGCUGGGAACUCGUCGCAGAUAUCGGAUGGUGCUGCUGCGACUCUUCUGAUGCGCAGGAGCACAGCGACGGAAUUGGGUCUCACGUCUUCGAUCAUCGGACGCUGGGCAGGGACACAAGUAGCAGGCUGCAAACCGGACGAGAUGGGUAUUGGUCCUGCGAUUGCUAUUCCCAAGCUACUGGAGUAUACCGGGCUAAAGACGGAGGAAAUUGGACUGUGGGAGAUCAAUGAGGCGUUUGCUAGUCAGGCUAUCUACUGUUUGAGGGAGCUAGGACUGGAGAAGAGGUUAGAGGAGGGGAGAGUCAAUCCUAAGGGUGGUGCGAUUGCGUUGGGUCACCCGCUUGGUGCUACAGGUGCGAGGAUGUUGGCUACUCUGCUGCCAGAGAUGGAGAGGCAGGGUCUGGAAACUGGUGUUGUUUCUAUGUGUAUCGGGACAGGUAUGGGAAUGGCAGGUUUGUUUGUUAGGGAAUAG